This is a messenger RNA of Phalaenopsis equestris, 1027 nucleotides long. RefSeq names its product probable ran guanine nucleotide release factor. Gene Ontology annotation, cellular component: nucleus. Gene Ontology annotation, molecular function: guanyl-nucleotide exchange factor activity; small GTPase binding. NCBI's taxonomy places the organism in Eukaryota, Viridiplantae, Streptophyta, Magnoliopsida, Asparagales, Orchidaceae. Gene Ontology annotation, biological process: protein import into nucleus. Bases 233 to 829 code for a protein of 198 amino acids. The record is from RefSeq and is a predicted model, not a curated record. The transcript is spliced from 8 exons.
ACGUAUUGGUAACGGCUGAACUCUCUAAGCAUUAGAGUUUCGUAUACGACACUUUCUCUCGAUCUCAGCUAUGCCCUCCACCGAUCUUCUUUCUUGUUUCUCAACAAUGCCCCAUUCUGAAUUUCGCCGAUCCACCAUGGAAUUUUUUGCGAUCGCCGCAGUGCGAUUUUAGCUCGAGAUUAUACUUUUGUUUUAUGAAGAGACGAUCUGGGUUGUGAAAAUUUGUGAGAAGAUGCCGGGGGACGAUUACUAUGAACGACCCUUGUUUGGGGGAGCAAUAUCGAGCUGCUUUCCGCUAAGAUUUCAGGAUGUGAGUGAAGUGAGAGAAGUUCCCGAUUAUCAGGAGGCGUUUGCGGAUUCCAGCAGCGAUGAAACCCUAAUUUUUGAGCUUUUGGAUUUCAAAGGCGAGAUUGAAGACAAUGCCAGUGCCGUUUGGUUUCUUCGGGACAUUGCUCGUGAACAGGAUGCAGAAGAUAGCAUGGUCCAAGAACACUCAGGAACAAUAGAAGUUGCUGGCUUACAAUAUAGAGAUGGUCCUGUAAUAUAUCAAACAGCAGUUGGUCAAAUGACCAUUUCCAAAGACAGCCAAGGAAUGGAGGCACAAAAAAGUGUGCGGGUUUAUCUGGCAAAUUUGCGUCUCAAGGAAUUUGGCACUGAUGUGCUGAUUACUGCAUAUGAGCAAAUUUUAGACAAUUCCUUAAGUGAGACUGGAAGCAUUGAGGAAGCUGACCCAACAGUUUCUGGCAGCCUAUCUGUUGCAGAAGUCUUUAAACUAUCAGCCGCAAGCUUUAAGGUACUUGACUGGAAUCUCUUUGGUGCUGGGGCUUGACUAAUCAUUUAAUAUGAUUUUAGGAAGUAUUGGUUAAGGAAAUAUUUACAUAUUAUUUUAAUAUGAUUUUAAGAAUUAUUUGACUGUAAUUUAUUUAUUUUUAGAUAGAGAAGGUUUAUCUAAAACUGUGGCUUAUCUGUAUUCUGUUCACUAUAAUUAUUUUACAGGCAAUGAAACAGGAAGGAUUUGUCUUGUAUU